GAGAAGGCAGCCAAGGACCCACCUUUGGCUCUCCGUCUCAAAGCCACAAUGACUUCCUACACGGCCUACACCGGCUACAGCAAGCCUCCUCAGUCCUACGUAGGCACGUACUACGAUGAAAAGCAAGGCGAGAAUUACACGGAUUCGGUGUACGAGGAGAAGAAAAGGAUCGAGAAAAAGGAGCGCCGGGAAGCUAUCUGCUGUGAGGUGGUGGCCCUGGUCAUCGGCUUCAUCGGACUUAUCGGCGUGUCAGCCGUCACGGGCCUGCCGAUGUGGAAGGUGACCGCCUUCAUUGAGGAGAACAUCAUAGUCAUGGAGACCCGCUGGGAAGGUUUGUGGAUGAACUGCUACAGACAAGCCAACAUCAGGAUGCAGUGCAAGGUGUACGACUCCCUGCUGUUUCUGCCCCCGGACCUGCAAGCAGCCCGGGGCCUGAUGUGUAGCUCUGUGGCCCUGACCACCUUCGCUCUCAUCGUUUCUGCCGUGGGGAUGAAGUGCACCAAAGUGGUGGACCACCGGGCUCGCACCAAACACAUCGUCCUCGUCUCCGGAGGCUGCCUGUUCCUCAUGGGCUGUAUCACAACCAUCAUCCCCGUGUCCUGGACCGGCCACGUCAUCAUCAGGGACUUCUACAACCCCCUCUUGAUUGACGCCCAGCGCAGGGAGCUGGGAGAGGCUCUCUAUAUUGGCUGGGUGACCUCGGCUUUGCUCUUCACCGCUGGAGUUAUCCUGCUGUGCCGCCAUGCCCCCCGCACUCAGGACCAAGAGAGGAUUGUGUACAACGCAGGGGGGAAUCUGUAUCAACCUGGAUACACAUACCAGCCAUAUUCGUACCAGCCGGGAUACACGUACCAGCCUGCCUACUCUGCUGCCCCCGCGGCAUCCGUGAUAUACACACCGAACCGAUUCCAGUGAGGGUAAAUCAAAUACAGAGGCAAUUCCGGACAUAUUCUGUUUAAAAAUGCAUUGUGGGACAGAUUUCCUGCUGCAUUUCUCGCCUCUGUCUAAUAUGUUUUCCCAUGUACUUGGUUAUUGUGGUUAACUGAUAACCAGUUUCAUGCGAAUAUGUGCGAUAAUUAACUCUGAAUCAACACAACUGACUGCCCACACUGUGCUGAACUGCUCUGAGAGCAAAAUAUACCCAAGGCCUUUGCCCAGUUUUACAGCGGGCUAGAUUGAUGUUUAUUACAGAGUACAUAGUAGCUCUUUGCACAUGUGUACAUAGACAAUUCUACAGUACUACCAUUUAAUAUCUACGAUUUAACGCUAUCUUUGGUUUAAAAUAAAAUGGAA
Molecule: messenger RNA, 1293 nt
Organism: Lampris incognitus (smalleye Pacific opah)
Lineage: Eukaryota; Metazoa; Chordata; Actinopteri; Lampriformes; Lampridae
Product: claudin-8-like
Exons: 1
Coding region: 49-915 (288 amino acids)
Biological process (GO): bicellular tight junction assembly; cell adhesion
Cellular component (GO): plasma membrane; bicellular tight junction
Molecular function (GO): structural molecule activity
Source: RefSeq, a predicted model, not a curated record